Messenger RNA from Paramuricea clavata, 4610 nucleotides. The record is from the annotation of a GenBank genome assembly. Lineage: Eukaryota; Metazoa; Cnidaria; Anthozoa; Malacalcyonacea; Plexauridae.
AUGAACAAAACCUAUCCAGAACUAAAUAAUGCUGAGAAUUAUUGUCGAAACCCUCAGAACUCCGGACAACGACCUUGGUGUUUUACCACAGACAGGAACAAGAGAUGGGCGUACUGUGAUAUCCCUAAAUGUAAACCAGGUAUAGAAUAAUAUUGUACUGUGAUAUCCCCAGUGCCUUUUUUAACUAUAUAUCUGGGGGAGCAAUUGCCCCCCAGGGAAAGAAUUCCCCCCCCCAGUAAAGCCAUUUCUGCCCCCGAAGUGCGAAGCAGAAUUGCUCAUGAUUGCUGUCAGCAUUGCAGUUGAUUUACUUGAUAAUGAGAUUAUGCCCUUCCAUAGCCUCCUCCACAGCCAUCUUGUGUGUAACUCAUAUUGUUCUUCACCGAGUAUUUCAUAAUAGCGAUAGAUUUCAUGCAAACAAUCCGAUAAAAUGCUAGCUUUUCCAAGCCUUGCGACUAUUUCCUAGCACUCUCCUCCGCAGAGGCGUUGUGUUUUGUUUUGGGAGGUUUUAUUGCAAAAUUUGUUUCUUAAAAAUAUCAAGUUAUAUUAAGAGCCCCCCACCCCACCCCAAUCACCACAAAAACCAUUCUGUCAGAAAGCCUAAAUCCGUAGAGAAUUUUUCUUUUUUUUGGGGGGGGGGGGUACACGUUACAUGCUCGAAGCUGAAACUGAUUAAGUACGUUUCGACUGAGGAAAAAGACGAUAUACUUGAUUUUUGAAAUCUCGUUAAAGCAGUUGUAGAUAUGGUUCCAAGAAAAAUAGAUUUAGUUUAGAUUUUUAACUGUUAAAUCCAUGUAUGCAUCAUCAUAGCAUGAAUAUUUCUUCUCAGACUUAUUCUGUAUCGUAUGAAAAAGCAACGCAAUUUUGAGAAUGCGGAAAUGGUGUCUCAUAGAACCUAAAAUGAUUUAAAUGCAACAUUUCUGAUCAAAAUCACAUUGGGAUUUUCUCUCCACCCCCCCACCCCCCAGCAUCACAGAGAGGAAAUAAGGUGACACUGAAACCUCCUCCUAUUUUUCAAGGUGACUUUUCCAAUUUAUUUAAUUCCGAGUAGAAAUGUCUGGAAAAAUUCAUGUCUUCGAUGUACUUUAUAAUCUUCGGAAUUUUGCUAGAUUUCACCCCCAAAAUGCUUGAAAUCGCAAUUCAGGGACCCUAGAUUUCAAAAUUUUCCCGGGGGUGCAUGCCCCCGGACCCUCCUAGACGGUCUCACGCCUUCGGCAUGAGGUGAGGUUCGCCCCCCCCAAAAAAAAUUAAGGUCUGGCUACACCACUGGUUAUAGCUGUACGAUUAUAGCUACAAAGAGUUGAAGUUAUUGUUUAAAGUAAAAUAUAGGUGAAGUUAAUAAAUUAAAGUUUUACAAAAUCUCUCUUCAGACUCGCGUGUUCGCCAAACCUCGACGGCUCAUAAUUUUCGUUCUGCCUUUUUUUUCUGUUUUGCCCCCCCCCCCCAGUGAAAAUUCCUUAAAAAAGGCACUGGAUAUUCCGAAAUGUGUUAUGUAUACCAGGUAUUGUAGGUUGUGUUUGAAUUACCUGAAAAAGUUUUAAAAACUUAUAACUGUACAUGGCGAGUCGCAUGGUAGUGGAUAGAGUCGCCCUAGUUUACCUUUGAACUUCGGUCUUUGCAAUUAAAAGGUAAAUACAAUAACUAGGAACAUUUAGGAAAAUUAAGUCAAUCCAAAUAGUAUACUUUCAGUUUAUAUAGAAAAUUUUAACCAGGCUGUUUUAGAGUGCAGCAACGAAAGCUCAAUGUUUUCUUUUUUUGCAUAGUUGAUGGCAGUUACAGCAACUGGUCAUUAAACAGUACGUGUAAUGUAACUUGUGGUGAAGGUUUUGGUACAUGGACACGAGAAUGUAACAAUCCUGAGCCAAAGUAUGGUGGAAAAAACUGCAGUCAUUUGGGAGAACCUGUUGUUGAGUACAGAACAUGUUCAACAAAGCCUUGCCCAGGUAAGUCAAUUCCUUAUUAAUAAAAGAUUCUCAUAUUCACCUGAGUACGCAACACCAACACAGAAAAAAUCAUGAUUACUACAUUGCAUUGAUAUCGAAGGAACUAGACUCAAUCCCGAAAUAUCACAUACUCGAACCGACCUGACCGCGUAGCUCAGUUGGCAGAGCAUUGGGCUAGUAUUCCAAAGGUCGUAGGUUUGAUUCCCACCGUGGCCAGGCAUAUUUUUCAAGCUUACCUGGUGUGGAUAUACACUCAGAGUAACAUCACAAACAUCAUAUUCACCUGAGUACACAACACCAACACAAAAAAAUUCUCAGCACAAAGCGUUCUUUAAUUUCCCUCUGUAAUUUUUAUUAUUACCUGUAGUUAACGGUGGUUACAGCAACUGGACUUUCAGUAAACCAUGCAGUGUUUCAUGUGGUGAUGGAGUGGAAAUAUGGCGACGUUUUUGUAAUAAUCCUGAACCAAAAUACGGCGGUCAUAAUUGCAGUGGUUUUGGGAACUCGACUGAGUUUAGAAACUGUAACAGAACACCAUGUCCAAGUAAGGUUAUAAAACAUCAAAAAUAAAAUUACUAAAUUAACUUUCUGCAAACUUACUGUUCUAUACUGGACAUCUCUAUCAGUUCUAAACUGUCCUUCCUAAAGACCUGUAAGAACCAUCCCUUAUUCUUGCUACAAUACAACGGGAAAUCUUAGUAAUCUUAUAGCAUAAAUAUCAAUGCCCAUAAUACGUAAAAGAGCCACGACAAAAUGAACUAAUGUUUCGUCCGCUGAGCCGAGGUGAAGAUCCCGAGUAUCGGGUUGGAUCAAGAUGAGGUUUUUUGCUUUAAAAAUACAUUGUGUUUCUUCCAGGGCCUAUCAGAGAAAUUCGGCGCCCGAGGCAAAUUUUGAUUUCGGGGCCCCUAUUUUUUCCUCAAAAUGUUGGCGAGCGGAGGGGGGGGGGGUGUUAAAAUCUUUUUUCCAGACAUUAAAAAAAGGGUCAAAAAAUAUUUCCCGACAAACACCACAUAAAUUAAGGUUCAAGAAAAUUUUUCCGAACAAAUUUCUCUUAAAACAUGGGUAAAACUCAUUUUUUUAAACCAAUAUCUGUAAAAUUUAGAGAAAUGAGAAAUUGUUUGUCAUACCAUUAUUUAUAUUAUAAAACGUUCCAAAUUUUUUUUAAAAUUUUGCAAAUUUUGCGGCCCGCUUAAACUGGGGGCCCGGGUCAAAUUGCCCCCUCCCAAAAUGCCACCUUAUUCUGCAUUUCUGUUCCUAGUCGAUGGUUCCUACGGCAACUGGACAACGUCACCAUGCAGUGCCACGUGUGGUCAAGGUGUGGAAAUAAGGAUACGACAGUGCGAUAACCCCCCUGGAAAAUAUGGAGGAAACUGCAGCAAACAAGGGCCGGCUCAAGUGAUUCGGAAAUGUAAAAUGAAACCUUGUCCAGGUAAGAUCUACCUCUAAUGCUUGUUAUAGUAAUGAUGAUCCAAUUUUGCCAAAAGAGGGUGGGUUUCACAAAGCUAAGCAACAGCACAUAAUGUUCAACCAGAAGUCAUCAGACAAAUUUGUCCAUACUAUUAUCACGACCAAAAGAGCAAUCGACAAGUGAAACCAGAAGAGGUGCUUUUCUAUUCGAAUAAACAAGGAUAUUUUUAAAAUUUCAGUCCACUUCGACUCUCAGAUGAUUGGUAUCAUCGUUGUUGCUGCUGUUGUUUUUGUGAUCAUCGUAACAGUGGCAUGUCUUAUUUUUAUUCUUCGAAGACGACGUCGAAAAGCAGGUGAGGUCAAGUUUUAAUUUGUUCUAAUUAAAAGGUAAAUUACAAGUAAUAUCGUGAUUAUGGUGUGCAAGUAAUAUCGAGAUUAUGAUUUUAAGUUAAGACCACUUCAUCCCGAAAGUUUUCUGUAAAUAUUUCAACAGCACUGUUGAAUAAUAAUAAUGCGAUUGGUUAUUUAUCACAAAAAUUCAUUGUUAAUAAGUUGGGCACUGUUGAAAUAUUAAUCAGCAAAAUCAGCAUAAAAUCGUAGCCAAUUGUGGACGCUUUAAAGUUUAUCGAAUUUCCAGAUCAUAUGUCGAUUGACUGAACUGACUGUUUUAAAUUUUUAUAUUUCCAGUAAUAAUUUUGUGAGAUUGCGAACAGAAACAAUGAAAUUAAUGUAUGCUGGAAUUACUGUUCUACAUGUUGGAAUUUGAAUUCUGUAGGCUCUCUUUAUUACGCCCGUGUGGAGUUUUUCCGGCAACGUACUUCAGAAGAAGAUGCGAGGUCAUCAGAAGAAGAUGCGAGGUCAUCAGAAGAGUGUGGCACUAGUGCUGAAUAUGAAAACUUGACAAGUGAAGGGGAGCCAGCUCCAGGCCGCUCGCGUGGUGUUGUGCGCUACCCAAGAGAUUACAUGAACACAAGACCCGCGCGAAAUUCAUGGUAUGACAGACUUCAGUUAAUUCGACCAUUAGCUAUGGAGUGGCUUCGAAACGCUUGGGGAAAUGUUGACGAGUUUGGCCGUCAUAUUUAUGACGUCAUGCAACGGGUCAGACAUGUUUUUGUCCCAUACAACAAGUUGAGCAAUUUACUACGACGUGACUCGGCCGGAAGUGGAGUGGAGAGGAAUAAUACUUAUAGUACAUUGGAAAGAUCCGCAGCAGUUAUAUUGCCCACUGAAAGUGAGAAUGCGUCGACGACAGAAAAUGUUUGA